Messenger RNA from Paramecium tetraurelia, 2715 nucleotides. RefSeq lists its product as uncharacterized. The record is from RefSeq and is a predicted model, not a curated record. The transcript has 4 exons. Gene Ontology annotation, biological process: SCF-dependent proteasomal ubiquitin-dependent protein catabolic process. Gene Ontology annotation, cellular component: SCF ubiquitin ligase complex. Lineage: Eukaryota; Ciliophora; Oligohymenophorea; Peniculida; Parameciidae.
AUGUCUCCAUUAAAAUUUGAACACUAUCUCUCAACCAAUCAAAAAUAAUAACUUGAUAUUCACAUAACGCAUACGAUUGAUUCAAUCUCCAACAAUUUUAAACAUAAUCCAUUUAAAUCAGAUAUCUAUUCCUUAGGAUUAGUCCUUUUGCAAUUAUUACUACACAAUGACAAAAUUAAUUUGAGAAAACAAAUUGAAUGUCUCUUUUAUGAAUAAAGACAAUAAAACUUGCCAGGCUUAAUUGAAAAAUAUGAAAUAUACCUUUAUCCUGAAAAGUUUUUCCUCUUCGACUAAAAGUUAAAAAGAAUAAAGCCUUUAUUAAAGUUGCUACUAGAUGAAAAUGAAGAUACCAGAAUAUCUACCAUAGAAUUAGCUACACUGUUCAAUUCUUAAAUUUGCACCUCUAUUUAAACAUCUUUUACUUAACAAUUUGUCCCUACAGUCUGGAAAUCUGAAUAAGGCAGCUCUUAAUUGGCAUAUAGUUUAAAAUCCCAAAUAUAUCAAGGUGCAUACAAUAUAGAAAAAUAAGAGAGGGAAGGACAAGGCAUAAUGUAUAAGGCGGCUAAAAAUGAUUUAAUUUUUAAGAUUCAAAGACAUAAGAAAGAUAAGAAAUCUAUAUGUGAAGACGAUUAAGACUUCGAGAUAAGCUAAGUAACUCAACUAUAUGAGUCUAAAUAAGCACUUAGCACAAAGUAAAGUUUAGUUUAAAAUCAACUCUAAAUUCUUUAUUCUGGAGUAUGGUUAAAGAAUUUACCUCAUGGAAAAGGAGAGUUGCAUAUAUAUAAUACAGUGAGUGAUCUCAAUUACAAAGAGGUUAAUAUUGAUUAUGGAAAACUGAUUAAUAAAAUAGAUGAUCAUCACGAAGAGCAUCAAUUAUAAAUAAAUUCAUAAUUUUAUUUUGGAUUAUUAGAUUAGAAAACUACUAUCAAUAGACUUUAGGUUUAGUAUUUCUUAAAUAUAAGUGAAAGGUUGGCUGAGGAUGAUUUCAUUGUUGGAAAGUAUUAUUACAAGUUUGAAUUUGAUGCCACAACCCAAAAAUAUUAUGGAUAUUAAUAACCUUAUGAUUUUACUGUUAUUGAUGUCCUAGGUUUGAAUGAUAAAGAAAUAAUUUGUCUAAUUGUAAGCAGAUUUAUAAAAAAUCUUAGAAGCAAAAUCUCUCAUUUCGAAAUUCGAAGAUAUGUGAUUGAAAAAUAGAUUUAUCUUAAAGACAGCAAUAAUAAUUAUAUUUAUAUCCGAUUUGAUGGACAACAUUACAAGGAGUCACAUUAAAAGCAGCAAAAAGAAUAAUCAAUUAGAAAACCUAUCUAACCUCCAAUGGUUUAAAAUAAGUCAACUACUGCUUGUUGUGUAAAGCAAAAUAAAAAGAUUAAUCAAAAAUAAUAGAUAGAAAUUGAAAUACAGUCUGAUGUAUUAGAAUCCUAAAUUGUUUUAGAAUGUCUCAACUAAUAAAAGUCAAAUGUGAGUGAAUUGAUUCUCUAAACUGCUUCCUUAUCUUCCCAUGCAUUAGAAUGGCUAUUUGCUGAUGACAUCAUUUCUUAGAUUGAAAUACUAAGCUUUAGUAAUUCCUAAAUCAAAGACAACUAACUUAAUUUGAUUUUGAUGAGUUAAUCUGUGACUUAAGUGAGGGAUUUAGAUUUAUCAUAUACUUAAUUAUCAGUAUAAACAAUCACUGCCUUAAUUAAUUCAGACAAUUUAAACAAACUUCAUAAAUUAAGGAUGGCUGGAUGUCUGUGGUGUUAAUAAUUUGAAGAUUUCAUUGCGUGUGACAAAUCUUAGAAGUUAAUUCUAUUGGAUAUCUCCCAUAAUAAGUGGGUUGACUCCAACCUCCUCAAAUUAUUCACCCCUGUGUACUUACCUAAUCUUAACCAAUUGAAUUUGAAUAAGACUUCAUUAACAGAUAAAGAUCUCAAGAAGUUUUCUGAGACACCACUCGGGAAGAAGGUUAAUAUGAUGCCAUUAACUUCUAAGCAAUAGGAAUAGCAGAUGAUUGAUUUUAAGAUUUCAAUACACACAACUAAUAGUCUAUUUGCGAAUGUCAGAAAUUUAGAGAAGUAUGGUUACAUGUCUUAUCAUGAUAUGCAGGAGAAUAAUUAUAUUAAAGACGAAACUCUUAAGAGAAUAGCUCAUUCGCAAGGUUUACAGAAUAUUGAAUAUUUGAAUUUAAAGAAAUAGGAUAUCACUCAUUAUGGAAUGAAACAUUUUCUGUAAUCCUAAUUUAUUACUAAUAUCAUUUCAAUAAACUUAUCAAAUACCUAAAUAAAUGGGGAAGUAUUAAAGUAAAUAUAUUCCUCUAAAAUAUAACACUUGAAAAUCUUAAAACUAAAAAAUUGCAAUAGUAUUUAGUUUGACGAUUUAUACCUCUUUUUAAAAAAUUAUAAAGCAGCAUAUCUCUAAAAAUUUUACAUUAGUAGCAAAUAAAUAUCUACGAAAAAACUUGUUACUGAGUUGAAGAAUCUAUAAUCAUUGACUUAAACCUAAAUCAUUUUCAAUGAUUAAGAAAAGCAAACUGAUAUAUCUGCUUUGCUUACCACCAUUCUGACUUGGGUAGCCAUUUUGAUAAGCAAGCAAAAACUACAAAAAUUAACAUUAGACUUAAGGGAUUGCAAAGGAAUCAACAAUGGCUUUGACUUAUUCUUAGAAGAGAUCCAAUAAUUGAAAGGAGAAUAAUCCAUAAGAUAUUGUCUAAUUAAAGUUCGUCAAUGCCAAUUGCUAUGA